GAAAUAGCCUAUUGUUGAAUUAAUGAUAUAAUAACUUGUUUGAAAUAUAUAUAGAUACUUUUAAAGGGUUGUGCAAUAUUUUGUCUUAGUUAUUUUCAAAUAUGUGUCUGCAAGCUACCGUAUUGUACUUGUACUUAAAAGAAAUUAAAUAAGUGUUUAGCUAAUGUUGAAUGUGAGUUUACAGUUUAGUUUACUGUGUGUUUUAAAUUUAUCGUUCAAUAAUUUAUUGUUUGUAGCAGCCCUAAUGGCAAGUCAAAGAAAGGGGUCUUCUGAAACUGCUCCUUCAGAUUCUGGAUUUUUAAAGCAGUUUCAUCAUUUACCAAAAUUAGUGGUUUUUGAUUUAGAUUACACUCUGUGGCCAUAUUGGGUUGAUACUCACAUUGAUCUCCCUAUAAGGAAAACCAGUGAUGGAACAGUCUGUGAUAGAAGAGGAACAAAACUGAAAAUUUAUGCAGAAACAAAGAAAGUUUUGGAAACUCUUAAAGAGAACAAGAUUUUAAUAGCAGCUGCUUCAAGAACACAGGAGCCCCCAGCAGCUAGGGACAUGUUGAAAUAUUUCGAUAUUGACAAAUAUUUUGACUUUAAAGAGAUUUACCCAGGAGAAAAGACGGCACAUUUUCAUAGAUUUUACACUUUGGCCAUUCCAUGUAGACAAGCUGAAGCCACCACUAAGACCUCUAAAUUUCUGUUUCACUGUUACAGAGAUGGUAAUAGUGUGGACUCUGAACUGAAUCUUAUUUCUUUGUAUCCGGAAGUGAAGGAUAUACUACAAUCUAUGUCAAAACACUUCCUACUAGCAGUGGCUUCCAGAGUGGAAGAUAUUACUGUGGCAUAUCAGUUGCUGAGCUUUUGUCAAAUUAGUUCAUACUUUCCUUUGAAGGAAAUCUAUCCCACUUCUAAAUCAAUUCAUUUAAAAAGGUUACAAGCAAGAAGUGGACAUCAUGCACAUGAAAUGUUGUUCUUUGAUGAUGACAAAAGAAACAUCAGAGAUUCUAAAAAUAUUGGAGUACAAGCAGUUCAAGUGUUGAAUGGUCUAUCAUGGCAUGUUGUCAUUGAAGGCCUUUCACUGUUUUCCCAGUCUCAAUCUAGUAUAUAAAAUAGGCAUAUAUCUACAGGAAGAGCAAGCCAUAUGAUCCAAAGGCAACAAAAUCAACUUCCUUGUCUCUCAAAAGCAUUUCUGAAGGGUUUUUAGAAUGAAAAUCACAUAUAAUAAACAAUAUUUCAAUAAAUA
This is a messenger RNA of Homalodisca vitripennis (glassy-winged sharpshooter), 1231 nucleotides long. Its product is annotated as magnesium-dependent phosphatase 1-like. The coding region runs from base 164 to 1096 and encodes 310 amino acids. NCBI's taxonomy places the organism in Eukaryota, Metazoa, Arthropoda, Insecta, Hemiptera, Cicadellidae. Gene Ontology annotation, molecular function: acid phosphatase activity. The transcript is spliced from 6 exons. The record is from RefSeq and is a predicted model, not a curated record.